AUGAAGCGAUAUUUCGAUAGCAAGAGAGAAGAUAUAAACAAGAUCUGUCGGUUAGCAAGAGGAGGCCAAGGAAGACUACGUGCUAACAAAAUACGAGGCAAGAGGAACGAAGAUCGCCAUGAAGAAGGCGAAGGCGAUAUGCGUCGAGCUGGAUUAGAAGAAGCAGGCGAACUGGAAUGUGGUCUCGAGCUCGACUUGAGUCAGAGUUAUUUGAAAGCUUAG
Messenger RNA from Caenorhabditis bovis, 222 nucleotides. The record is from the annotation of a GenBank genome assembly. Lineage: Eukaryota; Metazoa; Nematoda; Chromadorea; Rhabditida; Rhabditidae.